UUUCCCACUUAUUAUACUUGGACCGCUAAAUGUAAGUGGACACCCAGACAAACAUCUACAGCUAUGCUUGCAAGACUUUACAUAAUACAACCUUCGGAGAAAGAACGUUAUUAUCUUAGGUCUUUACUUAUUCACGCAAAAGGCGCAACUAACUUCGAUGACCUCAAAACUAUAAACAGCCAUCUCUGUGGGAGCUUCAAAGAAGCAUGCUUUCUAUUAGGUUUUCUUCAAGACGAUGCAGAAUGGGAUACGUGUCUACUUGAUGCAAAAGAGAAAUCAUAUAAUAUCACAGAAUUAGAAAAUAAAUUAAGCCAAAAUGUACCUUUAUUAAAUGAAGACCAGUGUGCGAUCUUUAAUGCUAUUACACAAGCCAUUGAACGUGAAGAAAGAGAUAAAAGCUAUUCAAUCAUCCCUAGUACCGAAAAUACAAUAGAACUCCCUUCAAAUAUAGUCAUAGCUGGUGGAAAAUUAUUGGAUCUGAUUGAUUUUGUCUAUUCAAAUUUUACCCAACAUUCUACCAAUACGGAUUAUCUAAUUGAAAGAACUAUAUUAACCCCAAAAAAUGAUGAUGCAAGUAAAAUUUCAGAUCUUAUAAUAGAUCAAUUUCCUGGUGAAGUUCAUACCUAUUUAAGUGCAGAUUUUGUCGAUUCACAUGAAGACACUGAUUUGAGACAAUCCCAUUUAUACCUACCUGAGUUUUUAAGAUCU
This is a messenger RNA of Dentiscutata erythropus, 708 nucleotides long. NCBI's taxonomy places the organism in Eukaryota, Fungi, Glomeromycota, Glomeromycetes, Diversisporales, Gigasporaceae. The record is from the annotation of a GenBank genome assembly.